GCCCGACGCGGCAGAGGAGGGGCAGCGCAAGCGGGCGCAGAGCCAUCGGACGGCGGAGGAGCUGCAGGAGCGGGAGCGCAGACGUGAGGAGCGGAAGCAGAGGAGGACAGAGCGAGGGACGCCGAACGGGUCAUGCAGCUGAAGCCGGAGUCGCCGCUAUCGACGCUGGAGCGGAGAGCGCGUCGUGAUGCCGAGCGGGAGCGACAACGAGAAUCCGACGAACGUGCGCGUGACAGGGACAAGCGCAAACGAGAGAAGGAAAGAGAGGCGAUGGAGGCAGAGGUUGCGCGGGCUAGGGAGCGGGAGGAGAGACGUCGGCGACGUAGAGAGGAGAAGGAGGAAGAGGAGGCGCGGAGAGCAAGAGAGGCAGCGUGGGCGAGAGCGAGGGAGGAAGAGGAGGCGAAUGCUCAUGCAGAGGCUGAGAGGAGGAGGCAGGACGAAGCCCAGAGACAACAGGAGGACGCCCAGAGACAACAAGAUGAGGCCCGAAGGCAACAAGAAGAGGCUCAGAGACGGCACGAACAGCAAAUGGAAGCUCAGAGACGGCAUGAGCAGCAAAUGGAAGCACAACGACAAUACGAGGCGGACAUGCAGAGACAGCGCGAUCUCUCGGCCAGUCUGCAAAGCCAAACAACGUCUGCAAAUCCCAUGAACACCCUUCCGCGAAGCUGGGUAGGCGAACGAGCUCUCGCGCACCCGCUCCAUUUCGAACGCCAUCUAACACGUCGAAUGCGUCAGAUCCCGCUGCAGGUUACAACCACGCAGACCCAUCACAUCCACCGGGGUACGCCCCGCUCGCGGCGCAUCAUGCACAUCACUACCCACCAUACGCCGCCGCGCCUACGCCGAGCUCGAGCGCGCCGUCCACAGUCAGCUCGCAAUCGCCCAUGCACACGUAUCCGCCCGUGCCGGGCGCGCACCCGGCGCCGUCCCUGCGGCCGUCGCGCUCUUUCGAGAACGGGCGGAAUCUCGGGCGGCGACAAGGCAGCAUGGGCCCGCCGCUCUCGCCCUCCGCGCGGCACGGUGGGAGGAUGUAUGGCUAUGGCUUCGGGGGCGGACAUCAUCGGAGCAUGUCGAGCGGUGCGUCAGUCACAGGUGCGAGCGUCCGGAGUAGUGGGCUCCCGACGCCACCGAGCAGCGCCAGCAGUGCAGUUGGACAGGGGAGCAGACCGGGCAGCGAGCAGGUGCCGCCGCCACCACAUGCUCAACAGAGUUCCGCGCCACAUCGAGAGCAACGGCGACAUGAGGGACAGGCGCCGUCCUCAUCGGAUCUGGUCGCGUCCUCGUCAAAGGCAUCUGUCGACAAGCCAUUGCCUACGCCGGUCGAUCCGGUCGGAGCGUCUGCGCCCACGCGCACGCCUGGACCUGCAGUAGUUCCUCCCUCGCCGACGACGGAGUCGAGCAAGCCGAGGAGGAAGUACUCGCUGCUUGCUGCAUUUGGAUUGAAGAGCAAGGAGAAGGCGGACGAGAAGGUGUGUGUUUCAUUUGCGUUGACUGUUGUCCUCUCUAUUCCCGCCUCAAAUGGUCGUCUGUGGGCCAUGUUGCACAU
Fomitopsis serialis is the source of this 1549-nucleotide messenger RNA. RefSeq lists its product as uncharacterized. Lineage: Eukaryota; Fungi; Basidiomycota; Agaricomycetes; Polyporales; Fomitopsidaceae. The coding region runs from base 133 to 1374 and encodes 413 amino acids. The record is from RefSeq and is a predicted model, not a curated record. The transcript has a single exon.